AUGAAAGCCACCCACUUUUUCGACAAGCUGCGUACAAAGAGCGCGUUUAGUUCGGCAUGCACGCGCGAUCCGGACUUGCCCGCCUUCGUGGCCCCCGGGGACGAGGACAACGAGGACGCCUCGGUGAGCUCGCGCGCCCCCUCGAAGCGGUCGCGCGCGAAGCGCCAGCGCCGCAGCAGCGCCCACGCCCCGAAGAUGCCGACGAUCUACGAGGGCACCGACGAGGCAGAGAGCGAGGGCUCGCGCGGGCCGGGGUCGCGCGGCCCCUGCGAGGAUUUCGGACUCCGCCUCGCUCGAGUCGACCGACGAGCCCCGCGGCGGCGACCCCCUGCCCGCCAGCGCCCCCGCCUCGCCGCUGCUGCGCUUCGGCCUCCGCGAGCCCGAGCUGCCGCGGGCGCCGCCCGCCCUGCGCGAGGCCGACGAGGCGCCGCGCUGCGGCCCGCCGCCGCGGCCGGAGGAGGGCACGCCCCACGCAGGCCUGCACCUGGAGCGGCUGGAGCUGCUGGGUGCCGGCCUGGCGCAGCCGGGCUUCUUCGUGGAGCUGCUAGGCGUCGGGCAGGAGCCCGAGGAGGGCGCCGACGAGGACUCCGAC
Prorocentrum cordatum is the source of this 592-nucleotide messenger RNA. NCBI's taxonomy places the organism in Eukaryota, Dinophyceae, Prorocentrales, Prorocentraceae. The record is from the annotation of a GenBank genome assembly.